Molecule: messenger RNA, 1287 nt
Organism: Loa loa (African eye worm)
Lineage: Eukaryota; Metazoa; Nematoda; Chromadorea; Rhabditida; Onchocercidae
Product: vesicle transport V-SNARE protein
Exons: 7
Coding region: 56-778 (240 amino acids)
Biological process (GO): endoplasmic reticulum to Golgi vesicle-mediated transport; vesicle fusion
Cellular component (GO): cis-Golgi network; Golgi membrane; Golgi apparatus
Molecular function (GO): SNAP receptor activity
Source: RefSeq, a predicted model, not a curated record
UUCCGAUUUUGAAAUGUAAAUCUCUAAAGUUGUUUAGGAUAUUGCUGCGAAAGCCAUGGUGGAAGUUUGGGACGAUCUCCGACGUCGUGCUCGCACACUUGAAAAUUAUAUCGAUGCAAAAUUAGUAGUUUUAAACAAGUUGGCCUCUGGUACGUCAGGCCGAUAUGAAUCGUUGUUGAAUGACAAAACAACUGUAAACAGUAAGCAGGAAAUAUUCGAUUCAUUGUCAGCAGAAAUAGAAAACAUGAUUGCCAAUCUUACGCAGGUUGACGAUCAGAUGACAGAAUAUAUAGCGAACUGUCAAGCAAAUUCAAGGACUGGUGCAUGGGCAUCUGGUCCAGCAUUACAGCAUACUCUCAGAAGGCAUCGCGAAAUACUGCGUGAUUACUGUACGGAAUAUAAUAGAUCACAUGAUAAUAUAAGAAAUCAGUUACAAAGAGAAAGCUUAUUAAGCGGGGGAACAAACGAUAACCCACAUCUCAGUAAUCGUUUAAAAGCAAGUGAUAUGUAUUUAAAAGAAAAUGAACACAUAUCAAGCUGCGACCGUCUUCUAGAUGAGCAAAUUAGCAUCGCAAUAUCGGCGAAAGAACAUGUCCAUAAUCAGCGGGUGAGCCUGCGAUACAUUAGUAAAAAAAUGAACGCAUUAGCCAAGAAAUAUCCACUACUGAAUAGCGUGAUACAGAAAAUGCAAACGAGGAAACGACGAGAUUCGAUCAUAUUGGCAACGGUGAUAUCGGCUUGCCUAAUUUUGAUAUAUAUAUAUGUAGUGCGUAUGUAGUAGCUUAAGAACUAUCAUUUGCCAGUAGAGCCAGAGUCAUUUUGGUAAACACAUUUAGCCCACAGACUUUAAGGAAUCAUGAGUGUGACCUCAAAUACUUCAAUAUUAUGCACUUUUAUUUGACGGAAACCAUUGUGGAUUCAUUUCAUAUCAAUGUGCCUCUGAUGACUGUUAUGUGCCUUGACGGGAUUUUUUUUCCUAAGAAUUAUAAUUACCUGGGACUUCCAUCACUGAUUAUGAUUUUUUCUGGUAACCUCUUCAUUGUCAAAAUUUUGAACCAUCUGUAGUCCAACUGGUCGAUGGAAUUUAAUGCAGAGAUGAUUUCCUGAACUUUGUGUCCAGUGUGCAGCACUGCCAACACAGUUUGAUUAGCCGCACUAACUAGCAGUACUAUAUCGCAAAUCCCGAUACCCCGUCUGGCACAUCCUAUUACGCUGUAAUUAUGAUGAGUUAAAUUAAAAGUCAAGUCACGAUUCUUCAAAAGUGUGCAAACAAUUUGAAAAACUAGG